Messenger RNA from Aspergillus viridinutans, 537 nucleotides. RefSeq lists its product as uncharacterized. The coding region runs from base 1 to 537 and encodes 178 amino acids. The transcript has a single exon. The record is from RefSeq and is a predicted model, not a curated record. Lineage: Eukaryota; Fungi; Ascomycota; Eurotiomycetes; Eurotiales; Aspergillaceae.
AUGGGUUUUCAUAUCGUGUACGGGGCACCAACCCACCAGGCUGCGGAUGCCAACUGCGAAGCAUUGAUCAAGCUCAUGGAGACUUCGAACGUCAAAUGUCGUCUCCUGAGAGUGUAUCGACCAGGAACGGAACUACGAGAGGUCCUGUCUGAGUCCAGGUCUGAGGCAACAGCUGAGACGACGGAGCUUGUGUCAGAACCAGAGGAAACAGCUAUGUUGAUUGAAGCUCAGCUAUGUAUGCUUCGCAUCGUGAAAGAAAUAGUUGCUGCAGAAUGUACCAGGUACUAUGGGCUCCCGCAACUGUCUCUGGAGUAUCAAGUACUCCGCGAGAUCGAAGCAGCCGAACAAGAGGCGCGUACACUGAUUGGCCGAUACCCAUCGGAAGGACAAAAGGCUCUCUCAGAGGCCCUGGCUGUUUUCGAAGAUGUCUCCGAAUUGAAGGGACCCGAAGUAGACAUGUUCGCCAAACUUCGAUGGCGUCUGCAACGAAUGAGGGGAAACCAUAAAGUGAAUCGCCUACAGAAAGGCGAUCUGUGA